AUGUUUCAAGAUGAAAGAAUAUCAAGGACAUUUCCAACUAUUCCACCACUUCAACUUCAACUGGAUCAGGUAAAUAUAAUAUUCAAAUGAAUUUCAUCUCGUUUUUCAAGUCCAAUUCAAGUAGUAAACUCGAAAAGCACUCAUUCACUCACUCACUCAUUAAAUAAAAAAAUGUUGCGAUAUAUAUCAUUUUUUGAAUAUAUUAGUCGCUAUUUCUAAACGGUCACGAUGAUGAUGAUAGAUUCUAUAUAAUUCUCAAAGUUUAUUUUUUCUCGAAACUUUUUUACGUCAGACAAAUCAUUUGUAUUCACAUUUUUUGUUAUCUUGAAAUUUAAAGUGAUGUGGGUUUCAUAUUUUAUGAAAUGUCAGUUUUGCAAAGACCUAGGUGUGUAUAAUUUUAAGCAUCAUCGCGGUCGAUUAGAUUACGGGUUUGAUCCCUGGUGUCUACUCUCGGCAAUCUACCUAAUAGUAGUCCCUACGCAAGCUAAACACCUUUAACAACUCUUGUCACCCUACUUUCAAGCAUCAUCAUUUUCAUCUCACUGUCUAUGAUAUUUCCACAUUUUUUCCAAAACGAAAAUCAUAAUUUUUGUGGGUGGUAACAACUAAUUUUCAUUUCCGUCUCAAAUUUUUGGAAUGAUCAAUUUUUUUUGUUCUUUUUCAUUUUUUUUCUAGCUUUUUGAAUAUUUAGAAAUCUCGCAAAAAAAAAAGAUAUCGUAGAGUGAGCAAGAAAAAACUAAUUAGAAAUAACAAAAAAAAACAUAGAAUCAAAAAGGUCAAAAAUAGGCAUUGAUUUGUUUGGUGCUAUCAAAUGAUUAAUUGUGGAGAACACAUGAGUUAGUUAUGAUAAAUAUUUUUGUAACAGUUUGUAACUAUAUAGUUUAUAUGCCUACUCGUGUUAGGAGGUUCGUGAUUAUGUCUAGAAAUUAAAAAAUAAUUGAAACUGGCUGAUGUGAGAACAUCAUUCAUCAAAACUUGAAUAUAAGUUGAGUUUACAGCAUUUUUCUAACAUGCCAAUUUCAUAAGUUCGAUCUUUAGGAAAACUAGUAAUUAAAUUCUGAUAUAAUUUUUUCAGUAAAAUUUUGAAAUUUGAAACAACCGCUUUUAUACCUAACAAAAAAUAUAUGUUUUGAUUUUUGCUACUUUUCAAUUUUUUCCUAGAAUAAUUCAACAAAAUUGCAAGAUGAAAGAAGUAAGAUUUUUGAGAAAUCAUCACUAUCAGUAGUGAACCUUUUAUGGAUAACAUAUCCUGAAAAAUCAAUAACAUUUUCUAUACAGAAAGAUGUUCAUCAAAACAAGGUAGCCAAAAAAAUAAUAAGACUAAAUUGAAUAUGUAAGCCGAUUUAUAGAGCUCCAAAAAUGAACAUCGACCAACGAAUUUUUUUGGAAAAUCAAAUUUUUUUCAAUUCGAAAUAUUCUUGAUUUGCAAAUCAAUGAUUUGACGCUAUUUUGAACAUUGGAAAAUGAUUUACAUUUUUUUGGUGUUUGGUUUUUUGGAAAGCUAUCAGGGUGGCCUUUAUGAGGUCAACAUUUACUGAAAAUUUCGUUUUCUUGAUGUUGAGAAUAAUAACAUUUUCUAGCUAAUGAUUUUCUACUUUGAGAUAUUUACAAGUUCAGCUAUGUCUUUUUUUUUCACUUUCACAUUCACAAAUAUUUCUUUCGCUGAAAUAAUCGUACGAUGAUUCGGGAAAAAGUUUCCACUAUCAGGAAGGACUGAAAAAAAUGUAAUGUUAACGAAAAUUGAUGGAUUAGACCUACUUCAAAAAGAAGAAAAGUUUUCCCUUUCAAAAUUUCCAGUUUCAAAUAUGAAAUCUUAUCAAUAAAAAAAAGUAAAACGAAUGCUGGAGACCAGAAAAAAUGAGGAAUCGAGAAAAAUCAUUCCGGAAAAACAUUAAACAAAAAAUGUGAAAAAUAAAAAUAUCAGAAAUGAAAACGGUUUUGAUAUUUUGAGACAGACAAAAAUAUGAGAACAUCUGUGCAAGUUUUUCAUUUGCUGCCUAUUUCUCUAUGUCUCUAUAGUUUAAACUGUUUUCUCCUUCUUGAUUUUUUUGCGCCGUCUUUGGCGAAAAAAAACAAUAGGACAAUGUUCGAAUCGUGCCUUCUUCAUCAUCAUCUUCAUCAUCUAAUACACAAAAACAUCGGAAAAUUUUCAGCGAUUUCAGCGAGGGAACAAUUUAUGGAUAGUCUAAAAAGUGUUUCCCAUGGAGAUAUACUAAUCUUUUUUAACUACAAUAAUAUGUAGUUUCGAGAUUCUUGAAAAACAUUAUUUUUCUUGUUGAAACACACACAUUCAGCGUGUUUUCCCGCAUUUUCUUAUUCACAUUCAGAAUUUGCUGGUUGCUAAGAUGAGACAUCUCUUCCGGUUGUCUAAAUCCAAUUUCAUUUAUUUUUAUUUCAUCUUUUUUCCAGUUAACAACUGGAAAUAUAAAUGUCUGCACCAAUUUUUUUUUCAGUUGAUUUUUAGUUACUCACAAUCACGUCAUGAAAUUUAUUUAUAUUUUCCUUUUCAAGAUUCAGGAAACAUUUUUUAUUCAUUUUUUCUCUUCCUCAUUUUAACUUAUUCACAGAUUUUGUGGUUUUCUAUUUUUGUUUGAACAUUCAAACAUAGGUGUUCACUUUUUUUGAUGAAUGGUGAAUCGGCUUUUAAUCAUAGUGCACUUUUUUUCUUAUUCAACAUUUAGCGGCUUGUUUAAUUAUAUGUUACCUGGAUUUUUGUUAUAAAGAUCCGCCCACUUUUUUCGGAGAAUUGGGAAUUUCAUUUUGCUCACAUUCGGCUCCGAAAUUCUGAAAUUUUGUAUUUUCUCCGAUUGAGAGAAAAAACUUCACAAUAUUAGUAUACUUUUAUUUUUUUUAAGAUUUUUGAACAUUUUUUCCUGCUAAAGAUGUAUGAAGUUGAUAAAUAUCGAGUUCAAUAACAACUUGAAUAAUUUCUCAACUUUAGAGAUCACAUUCUGAAAUGAAUUUCGAUAUACGAUCCCCUAAAAAGUAAUGUUUCUCUCUGUUAUCUUGCUAGUUCAUAGAACAUUUCUGGCUCGUUUAUAAAGAGAUAAUCACUACAAAGUUGCCAAAAAACAAAUUUGUUUUUCUGGACCUAAACUGCUAACAUUUUCAAUAAUCCCAAAUGACGGAGUAGAAGCCUGCGCCUGAAAAGUCUAUUAGUAAAAAAAAAUCAAAAUUCCACAGUGCUUUGUCAUGGAUGAUACCAGAGUUCGAAGUCUCCAUUGGGUUGAUUGUUUUUUUGCAGCACAAAACUGGGGAUCCCUUUUCCAAUUAUUAUUAUGAGAUUCUGAAAAUCAUUUUUUAUGGGUGUUCUAGACCUAGACACUUGAGCACAAAAAUAAUGCUUCGAUAAUUUUUGUCACGCAGUUCUCAGACAUCUGAUUUCACAUACCAGAAAACCAACAAAAAAGUUGUUAUUCAAAAAGGGUUUGUAUUUUUUCUCAUACAUUCUAUAAUUUCCGAAAGUUCAAAUUCGUCAUUCACCGAUUUCAUCUCGCUCUUCUUUCUUUCAUUCCUCUCCAUAUAUCCAUAUUUCAUUUCAGAAUUGUAUGAGUGUCUCAAAUACAUCAGCCCACCAAUUAUUCGCACCACGUCCUUUGAGACGUUGCCGUAGUGCAUCGCCAGUUCCGCCACUUCGUCCACCAAUAAUGUCGACUGAACGACAAAAUUUAUUGAAGUACGUUUUUUAUGUUGUUUAUUUAUUGGAUUUUCCCGUUUUUUUUUCAGAAAAUCAUGGAGCCGUAUUCCUCGUCAACAAUUCGGAAAGUCCGUGCUUCAAGCGUUUAUUCAAUCAUCGGGAAUUGAUAGAAGUCUUUUCGUAGAUACAGAUACCGAACAAAGACAUAUCAAACAUUUUAUUGAUUUGGUUCAUUCUUGCAUUGAGAAUUUGUCUGAUCUCGAAACCGCUUUGAAACCAUGGUUGGAUACGAUUGGAAGAGGACAUGUUGGAUUCAAGAUUACGUACGUAAGGAGGAACAAAUCGGAAGUAGUGGAUCAAAAAUUACAUACAUAUAUGGUGUAAAAAUAUUACAAAACCUUGAUAAGUAAAAAACUUUAAAAAAAAUAGAAUAUUUUCCGGAAAUCGACUUCUUUUCUAACAACAUUCUAUCAUGGAUCAAGAGACAAAAUAACAAUUUUUUCAUAAAUUCAAAAAAAAAGGGGGAAAAUCGCCAAAGAUGAUUGAUGACUUGGCAAACUUUAUACUUAUCAGGAACCGACCUUCUCAAAAAAACUGUUCUUGAUAAUUUUUGGAACCGGGUUUAAUUUUGUGGAUGGUUGGAAACGAUAGGGUUUGGUAUUUAGGAAGAAAGUUUUUUGGAAAAUAGUUGGGGAAUCGAGAUUGACUUUUUUUCGAGAGAAAAACAAGUUAUUUUCUGCACUAGAAGGUUCGAUCUCCAUGUUGACUGCAACUUUGAAAAAAAAAUCAAUUUCAACAGAGGGUGACGGCAACUAACUUCAUAGAUUUAUUGCUCAAAAUAUUAAUCUAGAACAUAGAAUGUAAUGUACAGUUUCUCAAAAUUUUCAAAUCUCUUUGGGGGUAGAUCAAUAAUAUUUUUCAAUUACAUUUUGUGUUGAACACAACAAAUAACAAUUUCUAUCCUUCUGUAGUUCUAACAAUAAUCCAUCGUUUCCUAUAAUUCAAAAUUACCAAGAAUUGUUUUCCCGACUUUUCAGUUCUUUUUUUCCAAAAUUGAUAAUUCUAAUUGAUCCAAUUUUCCCAUAAUAUUUCAAUUUCCAGCGCAAAACAUUGGGAAAAGUUUGGUGAGAGCGUUUUGUCAACAAUGUCUGAAUGGAUUGGACCUGGAAGAAACCACAAGGAAACUAUCAAAGCUUGGAUGGUACAAGAACAUUUUUCAUACAUACAGACAAAAAACCUCCAUUUUCAGGUGCUCUCAUCAUUUCUUGCUGAUCGCUUAAGUGCAGCGUCUCGAAUUGCUGCUCAUUCACCAAUGCUCACUCCACGUGUUCAGCUCUUGACGUAUGUUAACCAAAAAAUUCACAUUUCAAAAUUAUACAUAUCUUUCAGUGGUAAAUCACAAUUUGAAUGGAAUUGA
Molecule: messenger RNA, 5054 nt
Organism: Caenorhabditis angaria
Lineage: Eukaryota; Metazoa; Nematoda; Chromadorea; Rhabditida; Rhabditidae
Source: the annotation of a GenBank genome assembly